This is a messenger RNA of Papaver somniferum (opium poppy), 2752 nucleotides long. Its product is annotated as protein STRUBBELIG-RECEPTOR FAMILY 2-like. Gene Ontology annotation, biological process: protein phosphorylation. The transcript has 17 exons. The record is from RefSeq and is a predicted model, not a curated record. Lineage: Eukaryota; Viridiplantae; Streptophyta; Magnoliopsida; Ranunculales; Papaveraceae. Gene Ontology annotation, molecular function: protein kinase activity; ATP binding; protein binding. The coding region runs from base 219 to 2492 and encodes 757 amino acids.
CUCUUUCUUAACCCUACUCUCUGAACCGACAUUGCAUCUCACCAUCUCCGUCUCUCUCUCUUUCUUUCUCUCCCUCUCCCAACUCUCGAGGUGAAACCCUAGAUUGUAAGUUUCUUUAGUUGAAGAAGUUUCUCGUGUACGACUGGUUUCUUGAAGAACUUCAAGUCUGGUUCAAUUAGAAAACUCAGUUUCUUGAAUUACUGCCUCUGUAAUUCUGAAUGUUGAAGAUGGCUAAACGUUAUCUGUGGGUUUUACUUGCUACAAUUCUCUUCUCGACAAUUCUGAUACUUCAAGCUUCUGCAUUAACUGAUCCAUCUCACGUCACCAUUCUCCAAGAUCUGUAUAAAUCACUGAACCAACCACCACAGUUGAAUGGAUGGAAACUGAAUGGAGGGGAUCCCUGUGAGGAGUCAUGGAAAGGGAUCUCAUGCUCUGGAUCCUCCGUUAUGUUCAUUAAAAUAAAUGGACUAGAGCUAAAUGGGAGUCUAGGAGGGAAUCUCUUCAGCCUCUUUAAUUUGAAGCAGUUGGAUGUUAGCUUCAAUCACAUAGAGGGAGAAAUUCCUUCAUCUUUACCUCCAAAUGCCACACAUAUAGACUUGUCGUUCAACAAUUUCAAUCAGAAUAUUCCUUUCUCCCUGACGUCAAUGAAAUAUCUGCGGCAUUUGAAUCUAUCUCACAAUUCCUUAUCGGGGCCAGUAGGCAAUGUGUUUAUGGGUCUUCCGAAUCUAAAACAAAUGGAUCUAUCAUAUAACAACUUCACUGGAGAUCUCCCAAGCUCCUAUGGAAGUUUGACGAAUCUUACUGGAUUAUUCCUACAGAAUAACCAAUUCACAGGAUCAGUAGUCUUUCUAGCUUAUCUCCCACUCACUGAUCUCGACAUUCGAAAUAAUCACUUCAGUGGUGUUAUUCCUAAGCAAUUUGAAAAUAUACCGAAUUUAUGGAUUAGCGAAAAUGCAUUCCAAAUAGGAGCUGACUACCCUCCAUGGAGCUUCCCAACUGACACUAUCCCAACUGAUCAGAAUGUCGAGAACUUCCCAAAAGCUCAGUCAAAUGCCAUUGAGAACUAUCCUGCUCCCAGAGAAGGUAAACAGAAGCAAAAAAAAUUGACUCCUGGAGCAAUAGCGUUUACAGUCGGUGGAGUAGCUCUAGUGGCAACCUGCGCAGCAGCCCUCCUUGCAAUCCAAAUCAAAAGGUCUCAGCUUCGCAAGCUUGAAAACUUGGAGAACAACCAUAACGGAUAUCAUACCCCAGUCAGUACAGCCACGGUAAUAGAAUCUUCGUUUGCUGAAUCAGAAGAGCACCUAAGCUUGAUGAUGGUUGCAUCUCCUCCUGUUCCCCGUCUAAGGCGUGCGGCAUCUGUUCAUUUUAACCAGACAGAAGAUUUUAACAGAAGAAGACAAAGCAGAAAUCAACUAGUUGCGAAAACGUACACUUUGUCAGAGCUACAGUUGGCUGCAAACAGCUUCUGCAAAGAUAAUCUUCUUGGAGAGGGCUCCGUUGGUUCUGUCUACAAGGCCCAGUUCACUGAUGGCCAGAUUUUUGCUGCAAGGGUUGUUGAUACAGUAGCAUUAUCUCUUCACGAGGAGGAACAUUUCUUCAAUAUUAUUCAGAAUGUUGCCCGUCUUAGACACCCAAAUAUUGUAACACUCACUGGCUAUUGUAUUGAAAACGGGAAACAUAUUCUUGUUUAUGAGUACGUCAAAAAUUGGUCACUUGAGAAUGAGCUUCACUACAAUGACCAACAUCGGCUUCCAUGGCAUGUUCGCUUGAAUAUUGCACUUGGUAUUGCCCGUGCCCUGGAUUACUUACACUCUACAAGUUCCCCUCCUGUUGCUCACAACAACUUGAAGGCUGCAAAUGUCUUGCUUGAUGAUGAAUUCAUGCCUCGUCUAUGUGACUCUGGUCUGGCUGUUUUAAAGCCCUUUACUGGCGAUAAUACUAAGCUUAAGGCCUCUGAACUGGCAAUUAGUUACUUGGGCUAUAGUACUCCAGACAACGGUCCAGGGAGGGUGGAUAACCCGAAGGGUGACAUCUUUGCCUUUGGGGUGAUUCUUUUGGAACUUCUGACCGGAAGGAAACCUUUUGACAGUACAAGAACAAAAAGGGAACAAUAUCUGGUGAGAUGGGCAUCGUAUCGUAUGCACAAGUAUGAAGAUUUGGUAGAGAUGGUUGAUUCCAGAAUUGUCUGUGACUUGUCUUCUAAGGUUCUCUCUCAGUUUGCUGAUAUAGUCACUCUCUGUAUUCAGCCAGAAGCAGGGUUCAGGGCCACAAUGUCAGAGAUUGUAGAGAGUUUAGUUUGUUUGGUUGUAAGGAACUCGGAUGAUGCAGAGAGUGUUAUUGCAGGAGGUGGUAUUGGUAGCGUUAGUGGUAGUGUCGCUGGUGGUUAUGAUGGCGGUGGAGUGGAUGACUAUGCACUACCAGAGAUAUCCUACCACACCACUUACACGGGCUUCCUUUCUUCCCCUGUACCUAGCUAUGUUUCCGCAGUUUGAGCUUUGGAAGUAUCUAAAUUGGGUGGAGGUUUAAAGUUUGUUUACUGUUGUGUCACAUGCUACACCAUUUUCUGUAGUUUAAUUCAUUCAUCCAUUACUUACUUUUUACGGUGCCUGUAAAACUUAUAUAAUUCAACAAUUUUGUUGAGUUAUUUCAUAUGCAAUCACUCUCUGAUGAUGCAACUGUAUGAACCAACAAGUAUCCAGUUUGUAUAUCUGUUGUUGAUAAUAUGAUCAAAAGAUACAGGGUUAUGUCUGUC